Molecule: messenger RNA, 1464 nt
Organism: Fulvia fulva
Lineage: Eukaryota; Fungi; Ascomycota; Dothideomycetes; Mycosphaerellales; Mycosphaerellaceae
Product: FAD-linked oxidoreductase pyvE
Exons: 1
Coding region: 1-1464 (487 amino acids)
Molecular function (GO): FAD binding
Source: RefSeq, a predicted model, not a curated record
AUGACCAUCACCGACCAGGAAACCUCAGAGCUUCGAGCUCUAUGCCCAGGCGCAACUUACACACGAUCCGACGACGAGUUCUCCACCAAAUCGGCGCCAUGGUCAGUCUGGGCAGACCGUCAUCCACAGCUUGUCGUCGAACCUCGAGAUCUUCCCACAAUGCAGCAGGUUGUCAAGUAUCUCCACACCCACAAAGACAUCGACUUCUGCAUCGGUAACACCGGCACAGGCGGAGCAUCUGCCUCCGACGUUUGUCCCAGCAUGCACGGUUUCAAGGACUUUCUCUGGGAGCCAAGUACGGCGACCGUCACUCUAGGUGCCGGCUGGUCAUGGGGUGAAGUCGAUAAGUUGAUGGAAGAGAAGACCGAUAGCUACGCCUGCCUCUUCCCCCGCGGCACCUGGGUAGGAGUCACGGGCGGCGCCCUCGUCGGCGGGCUCAGCUGGCUCAGCCACGAACACGGCAUGAUCUCCGACCCUCAAAACCUCCUCGACGCCCAAGUCGUCCUCCGCGCGGGGAGGACAGUCUGGGCGGCGAAACAGGAACCAGAUCUCAUGUGGGCUCUCCGCGUUGGAGGAGGGAAUUUUGGCGUCGUCACAGCACCAAAGAUGCACGCGAAGAAAGUCCCCAAAGACAUCUUCGCAGGCAUCAUCUCAAUCCCGUACUCCUCCCUCGCAGAAACCAGCAAAGCCGUCGCAGCCAUGCACGCCCGGCCCUCAGACCCUAAAGUUGCUAUGCACAUCACGAACCAAGGUCCCGGCAUGGGAACUCCCGACCAAGGCGCGAAGCCCAACAUCGCAAUAAUGCCCAUCGACUUCCAUGGCGAAGCCCACGCCCGCAGCGAAGAGGGCUUCGCCUGGGCAUGGAACCUCCCCGGUGCUGUUGAAACGGUCGGAACAAGCUGCUCGUUCAAAGACGUCAACGCCCUAGCCGACAGCUUCAAAAACUACCAAGGCAAGAACAUGUUCUGGCUCUCCGCCCCCCUAAUCUCCUCCCUCGACCCCCAAACCCUCAUCCGCGCCUUCAAAUGGUACGAAGACUCAUACCACCUCCACCACGCCUUCGGCACCGGCAGCACAGUCCUCCUCGAAUUCAUGCAAGAACCCGCCUUCAACUCCACCCCCUCCAAAACCUCCACAGCCUGGCCCCGAGGCCGAGGGCGUCGGCACGUAAUGCAACUCGUCCUCGGCUGCGAUCCUAACGAGCACCCUAAAAAUGGGAUGGGGAUAAGGGAACUGGUGAUGAAGAGGUUUGAGGAGGCGGGGCUGGAGAUUGGGGGGAGAGAGGCGUGGAUGGGGGAGUGGCAUGCGGGGUUUUUGCAUGAGUGGAAUGAUUUGGAGGAGGUGUUUGGGGAGAAUUGGGGGAGGUUGAGGGAGGUGAAGAAGUUUCAUGAUCCCGGGAAUAGGUUUGAUAAGGGGGUUGAUUUGGCGGAUGGGUGGGUUACGAGGGGGAGUAAUAUGGCGUAA